Phlebotomus argentipes is the source of this 4095-nucleotide messenger RNA. It is a transcript of the gene Past1, whose product is annotated as EH domain-containing protein 3. Lineage: Eukaryota; Metazoa; Arthropoda; Insecta; Diptera; Psychodidae. The transcript has 3 exons. The record is from RefSeq and is a predicted model, not a curated record. The coding region runs from base 203 to 1816 and encodes 537 amino acids. Gene Ontology annotation, biological process: endocytosis; endosomal transport. Gene Ontology annotation, molecular function: GTP binding; protein binding; calcium ion binding. Gene Ontology annotation, cellular component: cytoplasm; plasma membrane.
ACACGUCAUCACUGUCACAUGUGACAGGGUGGAUAUUUUUUUCGCACUCUCCGCGAUCACUUAUAUCUUUAUCACCUUUUUCCCUGCCUGCGAGGCCCGAUCGGUGGGUGUGAGCGCGAAAAAGAGCAGUGAAGAGUGUCUGAGAGUGCAACUGGGGUGCAUCAGCGCGGCUGUGAGGUGAGAUUCAGUGAGAUCGGCAGCGAUGUUCAGUUGGUUGAAGCGCGAGAAGGCCACCCAGGAGGUGGUGGACAAUGUUGUGGGCGCCCUGAAGAAGAUCUACCGGACGAAGUUGCUGCCCCUGGAGGAGUACUACUGCUUCCAUGACUUCCACUCGCCCAGACUCGAGGACCCGGACUUCGAUGCGAAGCCCAUGAUUCUGCUGGUGGGACAGUACUCCACGGGCAAGACGACCUUCAUUCGCUACCUCCUGGAGAGGGACUUUCCGGGCAUUCGCAUCGGGCCGGAGCCCACGACGGACAGAUUCAUCGCCGUGAUGUGGGAUGAGAAGGAGGGCGUGAUCCCGGGCAAUGCACUGGUGGUGGAUCCCAAGAAGCAGUUCCGUCCGCUCAGCAAGUACGGCAACGCCUUCCUGAAUCGCUUUCAGUGCUCCUCGCUGCCCUCGCCCGUCCUCCAGGCCAUCUCCAUCGUGGACACGCCCGGCAUUCUGUCGGGUGAGAAGCAGCGCAUCGACCGUGGCUAUGACUUCACUGGUGUUCUGGAGUGGUUCGCGGAGCGCGUGGACAGGAUUAUUCUGCUCUUUGACGCCCACAAGUUGGACAUUAGCGAUGAGUUCCGGCGCUCCAUCGAAGCGCUCAAGGGCCACGACGACAAGAUCCGCAUCAUCCUCAACAAGGCGGACAUGGUGGAUCACCAGCAGCUGAUGCGUGUCUAUGGAGCGCUCAUGUGGUCGCUGGGCAAGGUGUUGCAGACGCCCGAGGUGGCGCGUGUGUACAUUGGCUCUUUCUGGGACCAGCCGCUGCGCUACGACAUGAAUCGUCGUCUGUUUGAGGAUGAGGAGCAGGAUCUGUUCAGGGACUUGCAAUCUCUGCCCCGCAAUGCUGCUCUACGGAAGCUGAACGACCUCAUAAAGCGCGCCCGACUGGCCAAGGUGCAUGCCUACAUCAUUGCCGAGCUGCGCAAGGAGAUGCCCUCAGUGUUCGGCAAGGAUGCGAAGAAGAACCAGCUGAUUAAGAACUUAGGGCAGAUUUACGACAAGAUCCAACGAGAGCAUCAAAUCUCACCGGGAGACUUCCCAGACAUCAAGAAGAUGCAGGAGACGCUGCAGCAUCAGGACUUCACCAAGUUCCACUCGCUGAAGCUGCAUCUGCUCGACGUGGUGGAUCAGAUGCUGGCCACCGACAUUGCCAAGCUGAUGGAGAUGAUUCCGCAGGAGGAGAGCAACCUCGUGUCCGAGCCCGUCGUCAAAGGCGGUGCCUUCGAGGGUAUCGGCGAGGACAGUGUGUCACCGUUUGGAUAUCGCAAGGGCGAAGGAAUCGAUGCUGGCUCUGGUGAAUUGGAUUGGAUAUGCAACCGUGAUCGAGGCCGAACUGAUCCAAUCUUUGAGAGAUUGGGUCCCAUUGAUGGGAAAAUUUCCGGUGCUACCGCAAAACAGGAGUUGAUUAAAUCCAAACUCCCAAAUUCCGUGCUGAGCAAAAUUUGGAAGUUGUCCGAUGUUGAUGCCGAUGGAUUCCUCGAUGUGGAGGAAUUCGCGCUGGCCAUGCACUUGAUCAAUGUGAAACUGGACGGAAAUGAGCUGCCGACCGUUCUGCCAGAUCAUCUGAUUCCGCCGUCCAAGAGAUACAACAAUGGCGAGUAGUUGGAUGUAAUAUCUCUGUACUUCGGUUAGUAAGUUGAUGAGAGUGACACAAAGAAACUAAUAGGGACUUUUGGCGACACUUAAACACGAUGUUAAGGAAUCACAGCAGAGCGCUACUAUAUUUUUAUACGGACAAUAUCAUGAGAGGAGAAUCGUUAACGUCUGUUAUAUAUAUUUCUUGUUUUACAAACACGAAUUCAUAUUUCCAUGGAACACAGUAAAAUAUUUAUAUAUUAAAGAAAAGAUUAGUUUGUAUAGAUAAGUAUGCAAUAAUUUAGAGAGAGCGAAAGGGAGAAGAAAACGAUCAAAAUGAAGAAAAAUAUGUGAACUGACACCGGAAAUUGAUCGAAUCUAACUACAUAUUUAGCAAGUGAAAUAAUUUCUAAAAAAAAAGCAUGAAAAAAAGUAUUCGUGUAGCUUUUGUAUAGACGUCAGAACGAAGAGAGAAUUUUCACAAUUUGUCGUGUGCUGUUUUUAUUUAGUAUAUCACUCGAAAUACUAAAACGAUUGAUAGGAAUUUGUACAAUAAAUUGUAAGAAGUUCGUGAAGCAUCACACAAAUCUCUUUGUUACUUCGACAAAUCAUCUAUAAGUGUUUCUUAUGAAUAUAGAUAGAUGUACUUUUCCUUUACAUUGCAAUCAAAUUAUCCUCAUGGUGAGCGAAAGGAAAUGCGCGAUGAGAGAAGCUAUAGAACAUAAACUUUAGUGUGCGAGAAAGAGAGCAUUUAUCUCUAUUAUAAUUUAAUGAAUAUUAGCACGAAAUUAUUUAUUCAGCAAUUUGCAAAUUACACAAUUUUUUUCCGCAUAUUAAAUGUUACUUUAGAGAUGAAUUAUCCCAUUGCUAUGAAAUCAUACGAAUUGUAAAUUGAGAGUUUAAAGAAGGAACAAAAAAAAAUUUAUGUUACAAUUAACUUGACGCGUAUUACAAAAAAUUAUGUUUAAAUAAUAUGGGGCAAAAGACAGUGAAGAGCUUUAAGAGUGUUUAUGGAGGAUGAGAAAUUUACACUAUGCAACAUGUUAUUUAUUAUAUUUUCUUCUUAAAUAAAACACGUAUUGGUGAAAAUUAUUGCUCUUUUGCUGGGUGUGCCUGCAGAGGAAAACUAUUAAAAGUGAUUUAUCUGUUGUUUAUUUCAUGCUUAGGAGAAAUAUGACUUUAACAUGCUUUUCUCCACACUUCAGCCCUUAAAUUAUGGUCAAAUUUUUCGCUGUUGUGAUAAAAUAUUUGAGUACAAGUGAUAUACGAGGAUGAAAUAUCAAUUUUCUGCAUGAAGAAUACAAACAGUGUUAGAAUAUUUUCUCUCCCAGGAUUGGAUGUUUUGUCACAAUUUCAAUGUUUGCUUUUGGAUCUGUGGAGGGAAAUUUAUUGUAUUGCAACUUGACAGAUCGCAGUGUUUAUUGUUGGUUGAAGGUUUCCUGUGUGAGUGAAAUGAUGAUAAAUUUCAUUAAAAUGCCAGUUACUUUAUUGCUGUAAACUUUGAAAUUGCGAUUUUGCCAGAAUUCUCUCACUUUAUCCUUCAAGCAUCAAAGUUAAAAUGCUGGUGGUUAUUCUUUUUCGGUGGAAAGUUAUACCUUGAAAUCUUCUGUUUUCAGCCUAAAGGUUGUUUUGCUUCGCAAAAGUCAAGAACCGGGCAAAGAAUAAAGUUAAAGCGGAAAGUUUCUCUUGCGGUCUGACUUGAUGGUGAAUGAAGAUGGGGAGGAAAUUCUUGAUUUCUCUCCUUCGCACUCUCGGGACAUGUGAAAUAUGUCAAGAGUUUCUUCUCGCCCUCCAAGUCGCAGAGAAUCGGUCAAAAUUGACGAAAUUGUAUUGGGAAGGCGGCAGUGGGGGCGAAAGUUGUGCGAGUUGGAAAUGCCAGAAGUUUUUCCUGAUUUUUUCCAUGGCACUCCCUCCUGAUUUCCCGUCCUUCGGCCGCAAUGUGAGUCACUCGGACAGGUUGAGAUGAGCCCUGUGGCAAUGGCUUCAUUAAGUUGGUUGCUCUUGUCAGCCUGCUUUGGACCCUCUUCACCUUUUUUCUCUCCACUCUCUCUCUCUCUCUCUUUCUCUCUGGCUUUCGAUACUAAUCUCGCGACAUAAUUUCCUCUGGGCCAACAGGAGAAUAUCUCCGGAAAAAGUUGGAGAUUCUUUGGGUGAAAUUUCGUGUCUGUGGGCACAUUUUCUGUCGAUCUUCUGCUUUUUUCCCCAUCCGCCUAAUUGGCAGCAUAAGAGGUAAUUCAGUGAUUUUCCCGAAAUUGACUGAACAAAAUUGCAAAGCUCUUCAAUAAGGGGUGUAAAACUAGUGAGAC